AAUUGGGCGAUUUUGAAAUGUAGUUUGUGGUUAAUUUAUUGCUUAAACCACAAACCACAUUUUGGGCGAUAAUGGAUUUGAUUUUCAUCGCGUAACGUUAUUGAUACCUACACUUUUGACCUUGAAACUCAGUUUUAGUAGCGCGCAGCGCAUGAAUAUUGUGGAAUGUGAAUAUUUUGACUACAAAGUGUACAAACAGAUACAAUCAUUUAUUUAUAGCUCCAGUCUCCAGUGCCGAGUCGAGUGCGCGACCGACAGCCGAUACGCAAGUCGCAAGUUGCAAUUUUUAAAUUUUAAGUGUGGUGUGGUCGUGCCGGUCGUGGUGUAACGUGUUUAGCCUCUAUUAACUGUGCCUAUUUUUCAUAAUGGGUAAAUGGGCAAAAUAUGUGAAACAACACCGAAAGGAAUGGGAAGAAGAAAAACAAUUCAAAGGUUGGCUAAUAAGUAAAGAUGAUAAAAGUUAUUGCAAAUUAUGCAAUGCAGAAUUACGAUCGCAUCGAGGUGACCUCAUUAGACAUGCUACAACGUCCAAACAUAAAUCAAACAUGAGUAAAAUAAACAACCACUGCAGUUUAAGAAACUUUGGUGUUGUAGUUUGUACCGAUCAAAUCAAACGGAAAGAGCUGAUUUUAGCUAGUUUUAUAGCUAAUCAUACAUCAAUAAGAAGUAUAGAUCACCUAUCAGAAAUAUUGAACAAAUUCUGUGAGCAUCAGAAUAAACCAUCGUCUUCUGCGGCAAGCAAUGUGGAUACUCUUCACCUGCAUAAAACAAAAUGUGCUGCUUUAAUUAGGAAUGUUAUAGCUCCCUCACUACUAAACGAGUUGGUGGAAGAUUUAUCCAAUUCGCCCUUUUCAAUAAUAGUGGACGAAUCAACCGAUGUUAGCACAGAUAAACUUCUUUGUAUCAAUAUUAAGUAUUAUUCUGUGAAAAGCAAUGCUAUCAAGCUACAGUUCUUGACAUUUGUAAGUGUUACAAAAACCACAGCAGAGGAUUUGUACAAUGCUGUUACAGAUUACCUACUGGCAAAUAAAUUUCAUUUGCAAAAUUUGUUAGGUAUCGGUACUGAUGGUGCGAAUAACAUGUGUGGCGAGCAUAAUUCUCUUUAUACUUUGUUAAAAAAAAAUUUAAACUUAAAUAAUUUAGUCUUAGUCAAAUGCAUUUGUCACAGUCUACAUUUAUGCACAUCAAAAGCCUCUGAAGUGUUUUCAGAUGAAAUAGAUUUCUUACUUAGAGAAACCUACAGUUGGUUUAGGCACAGUGCACUUAGGCUAAGUAAAUAUAAAGAAAUCUAUAGUUUAAUUAAUCUAGACAGUAAGUUUACAAAGUUUGUACAACUUUCAUCCACACGAUGGUUAUCAAGAUACAAAGCUGUACAAAAAAUAUUAUCUCAAUAUUUAGAACUUGAAACAUUCUUUAACAUUCAUGCAGAUAAAGAGCGGUGUCAUACGGCAAAAUUACUGAGUAAUGCAUACACCGAUAAAAAGAAUAAGGUUAUAUUGACGUUCAUUCAACCUAUAUUAAAACAGAUUUCAUGUUUAAAUGCUUAUUUUCAAAAACAAGGUAUAGAUUAUUAUCUUGCGUUUCAAGAAAUUAAUGUCCUCAUAUGGACAUUGGUCAGGCAAAUUAUAAAACCAACAUUAAUAACUCAUUUCAAGGAAAACCUUGAUCUCCUAAAAAAUUCCAUGCUUUUUGAGCAAAAUUAUUUACGAUUAGAAAGUUGUGACUUUGGGCAUGAAUUUGAACAGGAACUGAAAUCGUCCAAUUUAUCUUUAGAGACAGCAACAGAAAUUCGAAGGAAAGCCAGGGAUUUUAUAAAGGAGUUAAUACUAGAAUUAAUUAAAAGAAUGCCAUCUCAUCUCAACAUCUUUUCCCAAGUCAAAAUGAUUAGCCCUAAAGUAAUUUUAAAUCCCUUAAGACCAAAAUAUGUAGAAUUACCAUUGAAAUUAGUCCCGAAUAUAAACAUAAGCGAUAUGGAAGUGCAGUACAGACAAUUGCUAAAUGUGGAGUGGGAUCAAGUGUUCCCCGAAAAUAUCCCUGAAGACACUGUAGAAUUUUGGCAAAAAGUUAUAACUUUAAAAAAUGCCGCUGGCCAGUUGCUUUAUAAAGAUAUUUCUUUGUUCGCUUUUGCCCUAUUGACUUUACCUUCUUCAAACGCAGCAGUGGAAAGAUCUUUUUCUAUGAUGACCAUUGUCAAGUCUAAACUCAGAAAUCAAAUGAUGCUCAAUCUUUUAAAUUCAAUUGUAUUUAUUAGGGCAUACUUUAACGUCAAUUCCAUUUGCUGCAAAUCUUUUGAACCCACAAAAGAUAUGUUUUCCGCAUUUAAUUCAAAAAUGUACCAGAAUAAUUCGGAAAUAAGUGAUGUAGACGAUGACACAAAUAACAUUAAUUAUGUUGAUGAUGUAAUACUGUUAUGUAAUGAAACAUUGUAGUACCACCCUAUUUUAAAUAAAUUAGGAUUUAUUUUCUCUUAAUAUUCUUAACCAUUUACAGCAUUAAAUUUUGGCGCCAUUAUUAUUAGGACUUGCGCCUUUGGGCGAUUUCUAAUGAAGGAGUGUGC
Messenger RNA from Photinus pyralis (common eastern firefly), 2557 nucleotides. RefSeq lists its product as uncharacterized. NCBI's taxonomy places the organism in Eukaryota, Metazoa, Arthropoda, Insecta, Coleoptera, Lampyridae. The record is from RefSeq and is a predicted model, not a curated record. Gene Ontology annotation, molecular function: protein dimerization activity. The transcript is spliced from 3 exons. Bases 366 to 2429 code for a protein of 687 amino acids.